AUGGCUCCAUCUCCGAGAGCACCCAACCCUAGUCAGACACCGUGUUUGGUUUGCAGACACCGCAAAGUUCGAUGCGAUCGCAUCAAACCUGAAUGCGGAUUCUGCUCCAAGGGCGGCUUGCAGUGCGAAUACAGCACCGCCCGAAAGACGCCGGGAUUGAGGGCAGGCUAUGUCGAGAACCUAGAAAAGCGUCUGGAUUGCCUCGAGAGAGAGUUUCAAGCUUUCAAGGGUAAUAUUGAUCCACAUGGGUCUAGAUAUCUGAUGGCUGGGGCUGGAGCAGAAACAGUCUCGAGACUUUCAGCGCUGCCCAGAGCAACUGGACUUAGUUCACAGCUCUCGAUAUCGAACGGACCGGUUCUGGGUAGUAGUGUCGCGGCAACGUCUCCAAGCUGCUCUAUCAAUGGAAGAUCACAGGAUAAAGUCACCGAAGCCUGCAAUCUUUGGUUCCAGAAACACCACUCAUGGUUUCCCAUACUACACGAGCCGACCAUGAUGGAAGCAUGCCAAAAGUACUCAGGGCAGCAUGAAACUCCGGUCACUGUUGCGCUCGAAGCAAUCACCGCCGUCGUCACUUCCACAGAUAGAGGAGCCGCUCAUGGAGAUGACACCGAACGUAGCGGAGAACAGGGCAGGCGGCGACUCUUAGAAGACCAGAUCCUACUACAUGCGAUCCAUCACCUAUCUCUUCACACACUACAAGCCCUACUUAUCCUUGCCAUCGUCGAGUACGGAAGCGGGAGAAUGGUUGAGUUUUAUAACCUCAUUUCCCUAUGCAAAAGAACGAGCACGCAAUUAGGCCUCCGCGAUCUGGUAGCACACAACUGCAUGAACUACGGCUUCCCAUCCGUGAUCCCCUCCCGCAUGCUUGCACUACCGGCCACAGCCGUCGAGCAAGAAGAGAAGAUCCGCGCCUUUUGGACCAUUGAGGCCCUGGAUUCGGCGUCAACCGUCGGAUCUGCCUGGCAUCUCUCCGUCUCCCAGCCGCUACCAACAGCCAGUCUUCCGUGCGACGAAGAAAUAUGGCGGUGUCCCGAGUCCAUCUUCCUUCAACAGCCGUGUGACACGACAUCGGUAUCGGAUCUGCAACAGCGAAAGCUGGACUGCACCAUCCUUUCCGAAAGGUUGAUGGCAUGGCAUAGAGACUUUGAGCAGAUGCUGACAGUGCGGACACCACCCUAUACCGACCUAUUUGACGGUGCUGCAGCUGCAUCCCACCAUCCAAACACAAUCCUCAUCCAUUGCACUGUCCACAGCGCCGUCGUCUCCCUCCAUCAACGACUCAUAUUCCCCGACGAUGACACUGGGAGCGAGCACUCCUGGAAAGAUGCCGCGGAGCGCUGCUUGAAUAGCUGCGAUGAGAUGAUCAAGGUCAUACGCGGUGCGGGCGAUGACAUGCUCGAGACGGCGAACCCUCAUAUCAUCCACUGCGUCUUUGUCGCGGCACGCUUCAACAUUAUAUAUGACCGUGUGUUGGGCCUGGGUCCGCCGAACAAGGUGUGGCUUCUGAUCUACGGACUCAGAAUCUGCGGGCAGAGGUGGCCGCUUGCGAGACAGCUGCUGAAAGUGCUUGAGGCGGCUGCUGGUACUGAGGGAUACGGAGGGGUCGGUGGGUUGAAGGCGCUUCCGGGUGAGUUUUGGGAUCUACAGUAUCUGUCACUCGAUAUUUACGAGGCUUUGCGAGUAUGGGCGAUCGAGACAUGA
Colletotrichum godetiae is the source of this 1701-nucleotide messenger RNA. RefSeq lists its product as uncharacterized. NCBI's taxonomy places the organism in Eukaryota, Fungi, Ascomycota, Sordariomycetes, Glomerellales, Glomerellaceae. Gene Ontology annotation, biological process: DNA-templated transcription; regulation of DNA-templated transcription. The record is from RefSeq and is a predicted model, not a curated record. Gene Ontology annotation, cellular component: nucleus. Bases 1 to 1701 code for a protein of 566 amino acids. The transcript is spliced from 4 exons. Gene Ontology annotation, molecular function: DNA binding; zinc ion binding; DNA-binding transcription factor activity, RNA polymerase II-specific.